This is a messenger RNA of Mangifera indica (mango), 4003 nucleotides long. RefSeq names its product pentatricopeptide repeat-containing protein At1g63130, mitochondrial-like. NCBI's taxonomy places the organism in Eukaryota, Viridiplantae, Streptophyta, Magnoliopsida, Sapindales, Anacardiaceae. Bases 92 to 1945 code for a protein of 617 amino acids. The record is from RefSeq and is a predicted model, not a curated record. The transcript has 2 exons. Gene Ontology annotation, molecular function: protein binding.
GCUCAAGAUAACUUCCCGCCAUAUCGCACUAAUUCAGUAUAUAUUAGGAUUAGGUAUUCAUCUGUAUCACACCUUCAGGUCUCUUCACUACAUGGCUUUAAAAUCCUCCUUUCGUUCUUCUUCAUUCUCUCGAAACCCAUCGAUGAAAGAUAAUAUUUCGUCUUUUUUAAUUCACUCACACAACUUCACGACUUCGACAUCCAAAAAAGAGCUUUCAUGUUCUUUCAAAAACUCCCUUGAUCAAGCCUCACUUGCUAAAUUCCUCAAAGAAAACUGUCGAUCAGGUAAGUUUACUUUGAAUGAAGCACUUUACUGUUUUGAUUACAUGAUUGAUUCACAACCUAUUUCUCCAAUUUCCUCAUUCAACAUUUUGUUCGGUGCACUUGCCAAGAAGAAGCAUUAUUACGACGUCAUUUCGCUUUAUAAUCGGUUGAAUUCAACUGGGCUGUCUCUAGAUUUUGGGUCUUUGAAAAUUUUUAUAAAUUGCUUGUGUAAUAUUAAAAGGGUUUUUGAAGCGCAUGCGGUUUUUGGAAAAAUUUUGAAGCAGGGUUUUAGCCCAGAUGCAGUUACUUUUACUUCUUUGAUUAAAGGUCUGUGUGUAGAGAGAAAGAUUAUGGAAUCAAUGGAAUUGUUUGAUAAAAUGGCUGUUGUUGGUUGUAGGCCUGAUGUUAUCACUUGCAACAUUUUGAUUGAUGGCUUGUGUAAAGCAGGGAGGAUAAAUGUUGCACUUAAGUUCCAUGAAGAAAUGACUAAGGGAAAUGAAGAAUCUGGUGUUUUCUGUAAACCAGACGUUGUUACUUAUACUACUAUAAUUGAUGGUCUAUGUAAGGCUGGGUUAGUUAAGAAGGCAAGGGAAUUGUAUUUGGAAAUGAAGGGUUUGGGAAUUAGUCCAAACGAAGUUACUUAUACCACUCUAAUUCAUUGUUUGUUUUCUCUGGGUGAUUGGGAGAAUGGUAAAAGUUUAUUUAUUGCGAUGAUGGAUCAAGGCGUACAGCCUUCAGUAGUGACUUUUAAUGUGAUAAUAGAUCAACUUUGCAAGAAAGGGCAAUUGGAUGAAGCAAAUAAGUUGUUGGAAAUGAUGAUUCAAAUAGGUGUGGAUCCCAAUGUUUAUACUUACAAAAUUUUAAUUAAUGGUUAUUGCUUAGUUGGUAGAAUUGGUGAUGCAAGGGAGUUGUUUGAUUCCAUAGCUAGAAAGGGGUAUGGACUUGAUGUUGUUUGCUACAAUACUUUAAUUAAUUGGUAUUGCAAGAAUAAAAUGGCCAACAAAGCGCUUAUUCUUUAUCGAGAGAUGAUUUCAAAAGGAAUUAGGUCUAAUGUGAUUACUUAUAACACCUUGUUAGGUGGCCUUUUUCUUAGAGCUGAAGUAAAACAUGCAUGGAAAUUAGUUGAUGAGAUGCAACUUAAUGGUGUUUUACCUAAUCCUCGGACAUAUAGCAUAUUCAUUGAUGGACUUUGCAAGAAUGGAUGCGCUUUAGAAGCAGUGGAAAUGGUUAACACUAUAGUAACUAAUAAGUUUGCACUUAGCCUUGAAAGCAUGAAUUCCCUCAUUGAUGGAUUGUUUAAAGCAGGGAGAUUUGAAACUGCAUGGGAGCUAUUUCAGAAAUUUUCUCAACAUGAAAACCUCAUGCCAGACAUUGUAACGUAUAAUAUUUUGAUCAAUGGGCUUUGUAAAAAUGGAGAACUAGAAAAGGCAAAUGAGUUGUUUUUGUACAUGGAGGAAAAAGGUUGUGCUCCAGAUACAUUGACAUUUAAUACACUUAUGUCCAGUUUCCUCAAAAGUAAUGAGAUACCAAAAGUUUUUGAACUCCUUCAUAAGAUGGCGGACAGAAAUUUGAAGCCGACAGAGUGUACGAUGUCUUUAGUCAUGCGGUCACUAUUGAAGGACAAAAAAUAUCAUAAAUAUUUGAACCGGCUUCCACAAUUUCCUGUCGAAAAGCCACUUUAAAGUUUUCUGGAUAAAAUUUUGUGAUUAGUACACUUUUUAAAAGUAAAAUCCUUAUCAGGAGGCCUUUUUGUGACAGCAUUAGAAUAUAAAAAUAGUAGCUUCUUCUUCUGGUUGCAGAAAGGCUCUGUUUUUGUUACAUGGCGAAGAAUGUUGUGUAAUACACUUAAAUGCUUCUCUCUUUUUUUAUUUUUUUAACUUAGAGUCAGUCAAUAGGCAUGUACUUGAAACAUAAUACUUAUGAUUUAUUCAGAGCCUAUCAGUUUUCUAUAGAACUACUUAAGCAAUAUAAAGACCAUGACUGAUUGUAGACGCCAGAAAUUUGGUAAUUUCUUCAGAGCCUGUGAUUGUCUGUGGAACUACUUAAGCAACAUAAAGGCCAUGAUUGAUUGUGGAUGCCGAAAAUUUGGUAAAUUUUGCUAGCUAUUAAAUAUUUUACUGUAAAAACUUGUUCAUUCUGUUCCCUAUGGUUGAAAAACAUAUAUAAUUGAUUUUUUUGUUCUUUUGUUGACACUUUUCAGAAUUUACUUUUUUGACAGAUACACCUUUUUCCAAAAUUUGCCAGCAAUAGCUUUCAUAACAGGAAUUACAAUGUUAGGUGAAGCACAUUGCAAUGACUUUAGUCUGUAAUUCAGGGCAGGUGCCAUUAUGCAGUUUUGGAAUCAGUGGAAACUAUCGAAAGUCAUGGUAAUUUUAUAGGUAAUGAGUGGUAUUAUUUGCAGGACGAGUGUGAGGAUUUGCAGCAGACAAUGAAAAAUGGCCUUCUUAAGGGGCCAACUGUUGGAAGUAUUUCCACACUCUGCAAUUUAAUUUGCAAUCUUUAACAACAUAUGCAUCUGAAAUCACACUGAUUAACUGAUGAAACACUUGGUACUGCAGGUGGAACAUGACCAGAAGGUGAGAAGCCUGCAUGAAGAUAUAACAAAACAUUGGAUUGUGAGGGAGCUGGUUUCGUUACAAAACCACGUUUAUAGAGCAAAUGAGCAGGGAUGAAGGAGAGAAUAUCCUUUGAUGGUGUUAUUUGUGAUAUGAUUGUGUAGUUUUGUUCCUAAUAUGCUAUGAUGCAUCAUAUGCAAAAUACCCUUCUUUAUAGACAUUAAAGAAGGGGUAGUUGAUCCUUAACAUGCAUCUUUUUUAUACACUUGCUGAGUACAUGGGUAGUCUGCUGCUGCUUCAAACACCAUCAAAGCAAUCAUGGUUACUAGUAAGGUUCCUCAAGUAAUUGCAGAAGUAAAACCUGGGCCUGCUUGCUAGGAUCCUUAGGCUUCUACUUACUAGAGACUUUUCAUGAGGCUUCCCUAUUGUGAAAAACAUUAUAAUAGAAUUAUAUCAUUUAACGUUUCUUGUCCAAGAGUAUUAGGGCCACUAUCUGUUACUGUAGUGGACCGAAAAAAUUGGGGGUAUAAAUGCAAUGGAGCUGCUGGCACAAAAAGAAAGAGGCAUGGGAGGGAGCUUAGCCUCUCAAAAGCCGGAUAAUUCUAGGCAGAGAUUCUAGCCUCUCGGAAGCCAGAUCUAGCAGUGAUUUUUGUUAUCAUUUUUCUGUAAAUUGUUGUUCUUCAUAAUCACACUCAACAAUAAAUUCAAAUCCCAACAGAUGCUAAGAUCAAGACAAGUGUUUUGUGAUCCUAACAGAUGCUUACCCUAUUAUUUGAACAACAAAAUCCUUUUUUUUUUUUUCCCUAUGUUUUGGUGUUUGACUCUGCCAGUACAAACUCAGUUUAUGCAACAAAAAGUAGAUGUGAUGCUUGUUUUGUAAGUUCUUGUGGCUCAGUAUUAGAAUGGGCAUUUGACAUAUCAACUUUACAGGAGGUGGAGAAAACAUUGCGUUUAGAGAAACUGGAUUUGUUUCUUUUGGUAAAGAUGAUGAACAUAGAGAAGCUUUCAACAACAAUUCUGCUCAAGAGAGGGUAUAGAAGGUAGGAAUGUUGUCAUAUUGUUCGACUGGUCUAAGAUUCAUGUCUUCAAUUGGUGAAGACAUUAAUUAUACUUCUUGUAUUAACGAUGGGCACAUCCACACCAAAUCAUAAUAAUAAUAAAAUUGUUAGCAAAUUUCUAAUUAUA